This is a messenger RNA of Aspergillus mulundensis, 981 nucleotides long. Its product is annotated as HMG-box domain-containing protein. Bases 1 to 981 code for a protein of 326 amino acids. Gene Ontology annotation, molecular function: DNA binding, bending. The transcript has 3 exons. Lineage: Eukaryota; Fungi; Ascomycota; Eurotiomycetes; Eurotiales; Aspergillaceae. The record is from RefSeq and is a predicted model, not a curated record.
AUGCCUCUCAAUCUCGUCCGACAAGGCGGAGGUAUCUUCCGGAACCUUCCAGUCAAUGGUGCCGUCGCGCGUCCAGUUCGUGUCGUUUCGUCGCAGCACCACGUCCGACGCAUCGCCUUCGUCGCACGUCGUUCCUCAAUCUCGAUCACCCGCAGCCUGCCCUGUAUUAGCUCGACAGUCAGUUAUCAAGUCCGAAGCUAUGCCUCUCCAGCGCGCUCUGUCAAAUCUGCUGGCAGCAAGUCUAUUGAGCCUACGGAACCCACCAAGGCCAAGAAGCCUGCGAAGGUAGCCAAGAAGCCUGCGAAGCAACCUGCAAAGAAGCCUGCGAAGAAGAAAGCUCCGAGCAGGAAGGGUCCCUUGACUGAGAAACAAAUUGAAGCGCGGGAAGAAAAGAAGAAGCGCGAGGAGCUCCGCCAGCUCAAAAAGAUCGCUUUGCAGCUGCCAAAGAAGCUGCCGCAAAACUACAUCGCGGUAGCUCUUCUGGAUAAGUAUCAUAUGGUUGACAAAUCCGACAAUCCCACUGCGAACGAGGCUUUCAGAAGGGCUCAUGAUAUUGUGCGAUCGAUCAGCCCUGAGGAGAAACAGCGGUACGCCGAUCAAGGCAAAGCCAACAAGGUUGCUAAUGAGGCUGCUUUGAAAGCGUUUGUGGAGAGUCACAGCCCUCUUCAGAUCCUGGAAGCCAACCGAGCUCGGCGCCGACUCGCAAGGCUCCGCACCCAGACCAAGUGCACUCUCAUUCAUGAUGAGCGGUUGGUUAAGCCCCCAAGGGCGUCUUGGAUUUUCUUCUUUACGGAGAAUCGCGACAAGAACGCAGACGUUUGGGACGCCAGCAAGGCUCUGAAAUCUGAGUGGAAGAACUUGUCGGAAUCGGAGAAAUCGAAAUACAAACGAUUGGCCAAAGAAGACCGGGCACGCUACGAGCGUGAACAUCUCGAGGUGUAUGGUUACCCAGCACGAAAACCAAGCAGGGCUCGGCAAUAG